AUGGAUUCCUCCCACAAAAGCCGUUUCUGGGAGCUGGCUAUCUCCAAGCUGCGAUUCAGACGUCAGCCUCGACAGCCCAAGACCUCAGACGAGGUUCAUUCCUUGGAUCCUGAUGUAGGCCUUGACAACACCGAAACCCAGAAGGAUGGCUUUUACAGGUAUUCCGAAUCUCUUCUUGAGGAGGCCAACUCAUUGCUUUUACAACAGACCGAGUCUCUGGAGGAUGGCUCCGAAUGCUUCGUGAUGGCACCGAGUCGGCGUCACUCUCGUCCUUACACCGUCAGCAGUGAGGAAUGGGUGCUUCUAUCGUCACCCUCAUCGCCAUCACAGGUCCUGUCUCUGGAUGACUUGAGUGGCGUACAACUGUCGAUUCAUUUCGGGGGCGUGCUCAACAUUUUCACGAAGUUGUAUGCCAUGGGUAAAAUGAUGCACGUGGUGUUCCUCAGUUAUGGGGUGGAGCUUGACACCUCGGAGACCGGCCUAAUGUACUGGGUUCAGCGCGCGGAGGAGGAAGUGAGAACUAACUCACUGGCCACACUUAUCGAAAUCGUGGAGAAUCUGUUCUAUGCCCUGUACGCGCGAGUCGUCCUGGAGAUGGCGAGCAUCGAACUCUGCUCUUGCUUCAACGUGGACGUGCCAUCGUUGACUACCCACCGCCAAUUCAUCUUGCCACACGCUGAUCACCUCUACCGGAUUUUUCUAGCGUGCAAGGACGUGCUCGACUCCCCGGUCAUCUGUGAAAUGCUGCAGCAGGAGCUGGUGGCGCGAUACCAGGAAGGCUACACUCGCCGCGUCAUACACAAAGAAAACGAGAAAGGGCUUAGCUCUGAUGACAUCCUGGGCUACCGCCGUUAUGCUUUGAGCAUUGUGUCCGAACGGUCGUCGGCGUUCUGUAAGAAAUGGGAAACCCUCAUCCCUCUCCUUCGUGAUACACCCGCAGAGGUGAUGGCUGUCCUGUCUGAGAAAUACCUCGCCGUAGUCCCAAAGUCCGUGCUCUCGGAUGAUAUUUCCUAUGAUGAGCUUCCAUUCACCGACCUCAUCACCAUCGACCCGGCCACAUGGGAGAAGGACACCAUCCAGGACCAUCGUCUGGCGACCCUGGCCAAGCUUGAAGGCAACAGCGUCGGGCAGGAGCGCCGGGAUGACGCGAAUAUCCGGCUCUUUUCCUUGGCGAAACGGCACAAGUGUGUAUGCGCAUCAGUCUGUCGGUGCUCUUAUGAAUGUACGAACAACGUCGAGCGUCGGUGCCCUUGCGCUGAACGACAACUGCGUAUCAUGCUGGCAAAACGCCGAAAGGGGACCGGUCGGUAUAGUUUUGCAACUCGCGCGUAUACCCUGGCGCGAGUUGGGUUUGAAAGCUUAGCCACUCUCAAGCGGCACGUUGAUGACGAUGACAUCCUCAUCGAGCUGGGGCAUGUAUUUGAGGUUUUUGACCUUGAGAUCCAGAAAGAACGUUCUGCUGCGGCUUUGUCCACAUGGACCUAA
Penicillium alfredii is the source of this 1485-nucleotide messenger RNA. RefSeq lists its product as uncharacterized. Lineage: Eukaryota; Fungi; Ascomycota; Eurotiomycetes; Eurotiales; Aspergillaceae. The transcript has 3 exons. The record is from RefSeq and is a predicted model, not a curated record. Bases 1 to 1485 code for a protein of 494 amino acids.